CGGAGGGUCCCGCAUGUAAUUUGCAUGAUCCUCCUUUAGUCUUUUCCCGUCAGUCAACGAAGCAGACAAGUCACAUCUGGGUCAGGUAAAGACGUCGGCAUUCCUUAUCAGUCCACAGCUUCUGCUCCAAGAACGGCCAAGAAACACCACAAGGAGACUAAACACGAGGAAUUAAGACUGAAGUUUAACCAUGGAUAUUGAAAACGCCGAAGAGUAUGCGAAGAACCGGGAAGGACAACAGAAGGUGGCGAUGGAUCUUAUAAACAGGUACAUCACGUGGAGAGAGGGUGAUGUUGUCCUGGAUGUCGGCUCUGGUACCGGAGAGAUCACCAAACUCAUGUCUCAGCAGCCGGGAGUCAAGUCUGUGGUCGGGAUCGACUUGUCCUCAGACUUCAUCAGUUUCGCAUCCAAGAACAACGCUGCUGAGAACGUCAGUUUCCACGUGGCCGACGCCUCUAAGUCCGCCGACUUCAAACCGGAGUGGAAGGGUGCCUUCACCAAAGCCACCUGCUUCACCGUCCUGCACUGGAUCCAAGACAAACGAAGCGCCUUUAAGAACAUCGCCUCCUGUCUUGAGCCUGGAGGAGAGCUGGUGAUCAACUGUCUGUUGGAGUCAGCGGCUCAAAUAGGCAAGUUAGAUCUGCCCAGGUGGAGAGGUUACCUGAAAGAUUUCACCUACAAUAUCUACCCGUGGCCCAAUGAUGACAUUGAGGGGAUGGGCCACCUGUUUGAGGAGGUGGGGUUUGAAGUUCUGACGUGUAACGGACAGCCUGCGCCGCCCAAGUCUUUCCCGACCGACCCGGAGGGUUUGAAAGCCGUCAUGCGCACGAUGCUGCCUCAGCUCAAGUUCAUACCGACCGACAAACAGGACGACUAUCUGACGGAUGCCUACUGCGCAAUCGCAGAGAUGAGGAAGGAUUUUAAAGAGGGUGACCCUGAAGCUGUAGUUGCGCAUGUGCGCAAAGUUUGACUCAAGUCCCCAUCCACAUACUGCAAGUCACUAGGGUUACCCACUUAGGGAAUAUCGCAGUUAAGUUAGGCUAUUAAAAGCGUAGAUUCCUGGCCUUUCAUGCAAUAUUUCUGUCCUUGACCUAGUACGUCACGUCAGACCAUCUGUUUAGUUGUGCCAUGUUGAUUUGAUUAUAUGGAUGACAUCCGCGCGCGCAUGAAUUUUC
This is a messenger RNA of Branchiostoma belcheri (Belcher's lancelet), 1175 nucleotides long. Its product is annotated as juvenile hormone acid O-methyltransferase-like. The record is from RefSeq and is a predicted model, not a curated record. NCBI's taxonomy places the organism in Eukaryota, Metazoa, Chordata, Leptocardii, Amphioxiformes, Branchiostomatidae. The coding region runs from base 191 to 970 and encodes 259 amino acids. The transcript is spliced from 4 exons.